CCCGCUCACGAGGCGUGCCGUACGGAGAGAGAUCCACGCACGCAGCAUCACUGAAACCUGCAGGGCUGGUCAGAGCGUGAAGGACCGCGCGGUACACAGAACGGAGACGGGAUCGGUCCCCGUGUGGCAUCCGAAUUCCUUCUUUCCUCUCAGAUCCAAGAAACCCCCGAGUGCUGCUUUCUCACAGCCAGGCAGGUGUUCGGUCUGACAUUACUGACCCGCACUCCUCAGCACUGGAAGCAAACGAGUACGUAUAUGAGAUGUAUAACCGCAUCCGAUUCUGGCUCCAAGAGACGAAUCUCCACAGGUUUCAUUUAAAUACGCAAAGACUAUGGGGUGCUUCAGAACCACAUGCAGUUACAAGUGAGCAGCCUACUCGCAUUUAAACGCAGAUGCCUUAAGAAUAAUUAUAAAUCGAUCGAUCUCCACGUGAACCAGUAGCAGAAAGGAGCCUGUCCACGCAGUGAAGACAGCAGAGCAGAGCAGGCAGUCCUAAGGACGCCGAGCAAACUGCCUUUCAGCUCUCACAUUUAUAAAUAAUUUACUUCUAUCCACCUGUGCCCAGAAUAACAAUUUGCUGCCUGAAAUCUCGGAGCUGGUGCCGGGAGGCUGCCGGGGACUCGCUUUCCCGGGACCCUCUGGACCUGUUGGGCAGGGGUCCGGGUCUCCAGAGGGAUCUGCCCCUAGUGGGAAGAGGCACCGAGAAACAAACACAGGAGCAUCCGUUCAGCUGAUCGCGUUGGGUCUUCACGCUGCCGCCACUUAGCUAUCUGCCUAUGCAGCCAUCCGCGCGUUCAGACAAACGUACAGACAGAUAGAGCGUACGGGUAGGUCUGGAAACGUCUGUAGCUGCGGAAGGCUGCAGAGCUCCUCCGUGAAGCAGACGUCAAGGAGAGGCUCUGUUUCCCCGAACAGGGGGAGCGUUAUGAAACACGAGUGUGCCGACCGUGGCUGAGGAUUUGGGCAGCGCAGCGCUGAGGCUGCUUCGCUCCUGCCUGCUGGCGCAGGAGGCCAUGGAGCGUUUCUCUCCCGCCAGCCCCAGCACGGCGCAGGACCCCGGCUCCCCGGCCCCGUGAGCCGCGGGGACCCCGGCGAGGGACCGUGACGGACGGCGGACUUUGCCUGGCUACAACAGGAGUUCCUCGACCAUAACAGAAAGGCUGUUGGCCGACCAUAUGCUCUGCUCAAAGUAACACUCAAAGCAGCACCGUGUCAGGAAAGCGUUGCUCUCGAGGGGGGCAGGUGCGUUCAAGCCAGCACUGAUCCAUCCUCCAGCACGUAAAACUUUCUAAGUUGGAAGACGAGCUUGUUGCUUGUGAGCGCCCAGACAGCACGGCCAGAUCUUUCGGUAGGGAUGCUGGCGCGACACAUCGGAGCUUCAGCGGUCAGGACAGGCCGAAAGCCCCUUCACUUACAUCUCAUCGGUCACCUCGUUACUUUACUGAAAAUCCCUAGACGGUUUCCGCAUCGGCUCUCGGGCGGCUCAGCAGAGCACAAGGAUGGCAUCACCCCGGGUGCGUGCGGAGCCCCAGGGCCAGCCGGGCGCCUGAGGCCAGCGGCACUGCCGCACCAGCCCACUCCCUCUGCCGCGGCCGUCCGGGAAGAAGGCUUUUCAUCAGCAGAAGGCACCGAAGUGAUGGGCUGAACUUAUGGGAGGAACCGGUGCCCGGCCAGGCAGAGAUUCAGGGGCCCGUCGGGAGGCGUGAAGGGCCCGGGUUCAGGAAGGGCAUGGCCAAAGCUUUCUUCAGGCUACAGAAGUUUCUCCGUCGGACCCAGUUCCUGCUCUUCUUCCUCACAGCAGCUUACCUGAUGGCUGGCAGCCUCCUGCUGCUACAGCGGACCCGCCUGGUUAUCCAGCAAGGUUUGCGCGGUACCUCUGCUAAUCAGGCCCUGCCGGUGCCAGAUGGGAUGGCCGGGGUCGGGGUCCUCGACCCCAGGACGCUGCAAAACCCCCGCGCCGGUCCCAGGCUGCUGGUGGGCAUGGACGCGAUGCAGGAGCCGGCCCUGGACCAGCGGCACAGCCCGCGGUGGCUCGUGUCCCGCAACUCGGAGCUCAGGCAGUUGAGAAGAAGGUGGUUUCACAGGUUCAUCAGCGAUCAGGAGCCCAUGCAAACAGCGGGAUUUAAAGUUAUGAAGCACACUGCUGAACACAAAGGCACCUACGUGGGAUGCUUCAGCGAUGAUUCGAGGGAGAGGACACUGAAGGGAGCUGUGUUUUAUGACUUAAGAAAAAUGACAGUAUCUCACUGUCAGGAAGCUUGUGCUGAGAGGGCUUACACCUACGCGGGCCUGGCGUACGGAGCAGAGUGCUACUGCGGGAACAAGCUCCCAGCGACCGCCUCGAAGCCCGAGGAGUGCAACAGCGAGUGCAAGGGGGAAAAGGGCUCCAUCUGCGGAGGGGUGAACCGGCUCUCUGUCUACAGGGUGGAGGAGCUGCGGGCAGGAGCGAGACGACGGAGGAAUGUUAUCUAUCGAGGAUGUUUUAGAGCUCCAGAAAAUUUAACAGACACCUUUCCAGCCUCUUUGAUACAGCCCAAUUUGACGGUGGAGAUGUGCUCUGAAUUUUGCUCCAAGAAAGAGUUUCCCUUGGCAGUCAUCCGAGGGCAGGAGUGCUACUGCGGCUACCCCACCGGGCGCUUCUCGCUGCAUGACGGCGCAGACGGGCUGCUCUGCAGCAGGACGCGCAACGCCAGCAGCACUGCCGAGGGAAAAUACUGCCUGGUCUAUCAGACACCGGUGCAAGACACCCGCUGCACAGACAGGAAAUUCUUAACCACCAAAUCCAAAGUGUUUGUUGCUUUGUCGAGCUUUCCUGGGGCUGGGAAUACGUGGGCUCGCCAUUUGAUAGAACACGCCACAGGAUACUACACGGGAAGCUAUUACUUCGAUGGAGCCCUGUACAACAAAGGUUUUAAAGGAGAAAAAGACCACUGGAGAAGUAGAAGGACCAUCUGCGUGAAAACACAUGAAAGUGGCAAGACAGAGAUCGAAAUGUUCGACUCAGCGAUCCUGUUGAUAAGGAACCCGUACAAGUCGCUGAUGGCAGAGUUCAACAGGAAAUAUGCCGGGCACCUGGGGUACGCCACCGACCGCAACUGGAAGAGCAAAGAGUGGCCCGAUUUCGUGAACAGCUAUGCGUCCUGGUGGGCCUCCCAUGUCCUGGACUGGCUGAAGUACGGGAAGCGCCUGCUCGUCGUCCACUACGAGGACCUGAAGCAGAGUCUCAUCCCCAAGCUGAAGGAAAUGGUGGAGUUUCUGAAUAUGACAGUGACAGAGGACCGACUGCUCUGCGUUGAGAACAACAGGGAUGGGAAUUUCAAGCGGUCUGGUGCUAAGCAAAAGGAUUUUGAGCCAUUCACCCAGGAAAUGAAAGAUCUUAUCAACAGAUACAUCCUGACAGUAGAUGAAGCCCUGAGGGGAAGAAACUUCACAGGGCUGCCCAGAGAGUACGUGCCAAGAUGAUAGCCUCGUAGCACUCAGCUGUGUUUAAAAAUAAAAUAACUUUUUCUACCAAAAAAAAAAAAAAGAAAAAGAAAAAAGACCAGAGCUUUAUAGCAGUUAAAGCAAAGAUACUUGUGGAGUCUGCUGAGCAGUGCAAAUUCUCUCCACUCCUGGGUGUUUUUCAGGGCACUAAGUGUUCCAGAAGGCAAGCAACGAAGGAUGGAAAUUGGGUUAUAAACCAAGGCAAAAAGCUAUUAGAGUCUACCUGCGUGUGCCCCUCCCUGCACAAACAGCUCAGAACUUCACAGCGGAGCACCCCUGCUUCUGAAGAAGGCACGCUGCCUUCUCGCCCCCACAGACCAGCCAGGGGCUGCUUGGGUUUUCACAGCAACGGUCUUGGAAGUGGACGUACAUUAAGGGGGACGAAAAAAGAAAAAAGUCAUAACACUGAUCAACAAUAUUCAUCUGAGCAUUUAAGAAAAUCAGUUGCUUUCUUCUUAGUAUAGCCCACUAAUUUCCUUCUCCCGCGUUUGCUAGUCAGAUCACCUGCCACAGCAGUGUCAGAGGUGCAGGGGGACAAAAGCACCAGUGGGCAAAGGUGCCCUAGAUGCUGAGCAGAGAGAUGCUUCAGGACCGACCCCAGGCUUCCCUGCGGGAACAGCAUGAGCUCCGCAGGGAGGUGCGCAGCCACAGCAUCCCCUGUGGCGAGGUACAUGGCCAGGGACCCAUAGGAGAAAACAGAAAUUCGGCAUGGCUGGGGAUGGAAAUCCCUGGGUGCCACCAGUCCCAAACAGACCCAAGACCUGGCCCCAGGGGCACGGAGGAGGCCCCAGAGGGGUGGGAGAGGAGGGGCAGCCGCCCGUGCCCGGACCUCGGCACAGGUUUCUGUGCCUCCAACCCUGCGUCCGGAGAGUCACAGUGGGGCCAGGGAGACACCGGGGCCAAACGUCGCUGCGCUCGGUGCACUUGGUGCUACAAGUGGCCACAGCCAGGCAGCACUGAGGUGAGCCCGGACCACCCAGGCAGCGGGGACAGAGGGGAUGAGCCCCAGCACGGGCAGGAUCCUGCCUGCCCUCCCAUCCCUGGAGGAAGGCCAAGGCAGUCCAACCUGAAAAAUGUUAAGCUACUUAUUGCUGCUCUCCAGAGCCACCCCCAGCAGCAAUGUGUGUUUUAUUUCACACUCACUGCAGUUUGUUUCCUCCCGUGCUGGGCCGCCUGUGCGGUGCGGAGGGAGCAUGGUGCAGUGCGGGAGCCGCCGGAGCAGCUGGGAGAUGGUUAAACUGCACAGCCCAAGGGGCUGCCCUGCUGCAAGGUGCUUUUGUUCAUGUGAAAUAAAGGAUUCCUUAAAAACUUGAGUGAAAAUACUAGUUUUAAUAAAACAGGAAGUUUAUAUAAAGGGAGCUGGACUUCCUCUACGUGUGUAUCAUUGGUGCUUUAAAAAAAAUACAGGACACGGAGCACAC
Messenger RNA from Grus americana (Whooping crane), 4904 nucleotides. It is a transcript of the gene WSCD1, whose product is annotated as WSC domain containing 1. Bases 1729 to 3462 code for a protein of 577 amino acids. The record is from RefSeq and is a predicted model, not a curated record. Gene Ontology annotation, molecular function: sulfotransferase activity. Lineage: Eukaryota; Metazoa; Chordata; Aves; Gruiformes; Gruidae. The transcript has 11 exons.